GUGCGUUCCGUCUUUCCUUUUGCUUCGUUGCAGCCAAGAAAGCAAUAUGGGGCACCAGCAGCUCUACUGGAGCCAUCCGAGAAAAUUCGGCCAGGGUUCUCGUUCUUGCCGCGUCUGCUCAAACCGGCACGGUCUGAUCCGGAAAUACGGCCUCAAUAUGUGCCGCCAGUGUUUCCGCCAGUACGCGAAGGACAUCGGCUUCAUUAAGUUGGACUAAGUGUGAACUUCUUGAAUGGGUCAUCACGCAUAUCUGCCUUCCUCAGAAACAAUACUAACUCUUUGUAUAUAAAAUAAAAAUUUUAAAACUUCAA
Eubalaena glacialis (North Atlantic right whale) is the source of this 311-nucleotide messenger RNA. It is a transcript of the gene RPS29, whose product is annotated as ribosomal protein S29. NCBI's taxonomy places the organism in Eukaryota, Metazoa, Chordata, Mammalia, Artiodactyla, Balaenidae. Gene Ontology annotation, cellular component: cytosolic small ribosomal subunit; ribosome. The transcript is spliced from 3 exons. Gene Ontology annotation, molecular function: zinc ion binding; structural constituent of ribosome. Bases 47 to 217 code for a protein of 56 amino acids. Gene Ontology annotation, biological process: translation. The record is from RefSeq and is a predicted model, not a curated record.